Molecule: messenger RNA, 2091 nt
Organism: Argentina anserina (silverweed cinquefoil)
Lineage: Eukaryota; Viridiplantae; Streptophyta; Magnoliopsida; Rosales; Rosaceae
Exons: 7
Coding region: 1-2091 (696 amino acids)
Molecular function (GO): protein dimerization activity
Source: RefSeq, a predicted model, not a curated record
AUGGCUCCUAAGAGAAUUAGAAAGUUCAAGUCUGGGGCUAAAAAAAGAAAAGAAAAUAAGAGGAUUGUGAAUGGUCCUGAUGUUGAAGAGGAAGAGAUUGAUGAAAAUAGUGAUCAUGAUGUUGAAGAGGCAGAGAUCGAUGAAGAUAGUGAUCAUGAUGUUGAAGGGGCAAACAUUGAGGAAGAUAAUAUUGAUCAUGAUGUUGAAAAGUCAGAUUUUGAAGAAGAUAAUAAUGAUCAUGUUGUUGAAGAGGUAGGGAUUGAGGAAGAUAAUAUCAUAGACGAAGCUCCUUUUGACAUGGAUGAUCCAGGGAAUUGGAAUAAGAUAGACAAAAAUAUUACUAAUUUUUUGGUUGAAAGAGGCCCCAAAAGAGAUAAUAAUGUGGUCUUUCCAAAAGAUAAAACAAAGAAACAUCUUGUGGGGCAACUAGCUGAAGAAGGCAUGAAUGAUUGGCACAACUGUUCUGAUCGGAUUAAAAGUCAUGAAAAAAGUAGGUAUCACAUUGCAGCCAUGAAAAGUUGGAUUGAGUUGGCAAAACGAUUGAAAUUGAAGUUAACAAUUGAUGCAAGUCUACAUGAACAAAUCAAUCAAGAAAGAGAACAUUGGAAACAAGUAUUACAAAGGAUUCUUGCAAUUGUGAAAAGACUUGGGAAAAAUAAUUUAGCUUUUUGUGGAGAUAGUGAGAAGCUAUAUGAGGACAACAAUGAUCUCUUCUUACAGAUGAUAGAAUUGCUUGUUGAAUUUGAUCUGAAUAUUAAAAAGCAUGUUGGACGUAUUGAUAAAGAUGAGGUUCAAUACCAUUAUUUGAGUCACAAAAUUCAGAAUGAAAUUAUUCAACUGUUAGUAGGUGAAGUGAAAAGCUCAAUCAUCAGCAGAGUUAAAGAAGCUAAAUAUUUUUCAGUUCUUCUUGAUUGUACUCCAGAUUUAAGUAAUGAGGAACAAAUGUCUCUUGUACUACGAAUUGUCAAUGUUUCGACUACACCAGUUAUGGUUGAAGAAUAUUUUCUAGGGUUCUUGAAGGUAGCUGAUACAUCAGGUCUUGGACUGCUUAAUGAACUUCUAUUUGAAUUGAAGACUCUUGGACUUAAUGUAAGUGAUAUAAGAGGACAAGGAUAUGACAAUGGAUCCAACAUGAAAGGUAAAAAUAAAGGUGUGCAAAGUAGACUACUUGCGAUGAAUCCAAGAGGAUUCUACACGCCUUGUGCUUGUCAUUUCUUAAAUUUGGUGUUAUCUGAUAUGGCUCAUUGUUGUUUCACAGCUGAGUCUUUCUUUGGUGUAGUGCAACAAGUAUAUUGCUUGUUUUCAGCUUCUACAAAGAGAUGGCAGGUUUUUAAAGAGCAUGUGUCAGGUUUUACAGUGAAACUAUUAUCAGAAACUCGUUGGGAAAGUCGUGUGGAGAGUGUCAAGGCAAUAAGGUAUGAAACACCACAAAUAAGACAAGCUUUGACUCAUAUUGUUAAUAGUAAAGAAGAUUACAAGACAAAAAGUGAUGCAGAUGCUUUAGCAAGAUUCAAUCUUCAAAAUUUUGAGUUCUUGUUGGGUAUAACCAUAUGGUUCAGAGAAACAGGAUUUGAGGAGUCUUUGGUUGAAGCUAAAGAGAUUGCAAGUGAGAUGGAGAUUGAACCGUUUAAGACAUAUGAAGAAAACUUUGGACUUUUAUUCGAUUCAGAUAAGUUAAGGUCAGCUGAUAGAGAUACAUUGAAGGAUUUUUGUGCUAACCUCACAGAUAUAUUAAAACAUGGUGAGAAUUCUGAUCUUAAUGAAGAUGAUUUAUACCAUGACUUGCGAAUGUUGUGUCAAGAUUUAUCUAAUGACCCAAAAAGAGCUAUAGAUGUGUUGAAUUAUAUAACAAAAUCAGAUGGCUACUAUCCACAUGCUUCGAUUACUUAUAGGAUUCUGCUAACAAUACCAGUCACAGUUGCCUUUGCAGAAAGAAGUUUCUCAAAGUUGAAAUUGAUCAAAACUUACCUUCGAUUUACUAUGUCACAAGAGAGAUUGAGUGGUUUGGCUAUGAUAUCUAUAGAAAAAGACAUAGUUGAAAAACUUAAUUAUGCAGAUUUGAUUAAAGCCUCCAAUUUUUGUUCGCCUUGA